This is a messenger RNA of Topomyia yanbarensis, 7261 nucleotides long. It is a transcript of the gene Unr, whose product is annotated as cold shock domain-containing protein E1. NCBI's taxonomy places the organism in Eukaryota, Metazoa, Arthropoda, Insecta, Diptera, Culicidae. The record is from RefSeq and is a predicted model, not a curated record. Bases 2788 to 5721 code for a protein of 977 amino acids. Gene Ontology annotation, molecular function: nucleic acid binding. The transcript is spliced from 13 exons.
AAAUAAUUUAAUGACAUGGCUGACUGUGUCGUUAGUGUGUGCUUGGUCGUGCUUGUGUAACUAAAAACCGCUAUUUUAGACUAAAAAGCAGUAUAAUCGAAUCUACACCUACAAAAGCAACCAAACAGAAAAUCAAACACUACUCAUCAAUAUUGUUUCUUCGCAAAUCAUAAACAACGGAAAAAAUACUCAAAACAAUUCAAAUCUUUCACCGAAACCAAGAAAUCGCGACAUUAAUAUUAGUGUUAUCGAGAAAAAAGCCUUAAAGAAAAAAAAAUCGUAAUGCAAUUGUGAUCUCCAAGUUUGUUUCUUUUCAUUUUUUGUUUGAGAACCAAACAAAACAAAAAGCAGUGUUUAUAAAAAGAAAAAAAGUAUUGAGGAACAGAAGUUAUAACAAAACAACUCAGCACGCAUUUACGACAUCUCUUUGGAACCAAGAUUUAACAAAAAAAAAAUAAAGACGGAAACAAGAAACUACUACUACCACCACCACCAUCAUCAGGACACAACAGCCUGCCUGGCCAACAGGAAAGGAAGCGGACCGGACUAGUCACUACUGCCCGGCUGAGCCAGCAGAGCCAGCUUCACGAUUUGCGGACGGAACAAUAGAAACAGAAGCUGAGCUCGCCGAACUGCAGCAGCUGCAGCUUACGAACAACAACAUCCUCUGGAGCGCGUAAGGGCAAGUGUGUUGGAAAGGUUUUUAGAUAGACACUAGUGACGAUUUGAAGUGAACCAAGAUAACACCAACCAAAAUUAAAUAACAUACAACAGUACACAAGUGACUACGAGUUAAACAAGAGAAAAAAAACAACGGAAGCCAAAAAAAGCAAAGUAACAAGUAUUGUCUAUUGAUUUUCUCCUGUUACUGUUCGGUUAAUCGUAUAGUUUGGUGAACGAUCGUGUUCAGGACUAAACCAGAAACAUUUCGUUUCGAGUUCUACGUUUGAAUCCCGCCAUCGCAAGGUUAAUAAAUACAUACGCCAACAUUUGACAAACUGCAAGGACAAUAGUGAUUAAAUACCCGGAUAACAGAAGAAAACUAUAACCAAGUACAAAGCACCAUAGAAAGAAAAAAAACGUUUCAAUUCAAACAAGGGAAAAAGAAAACAUUUCGUUAAGUUAAUUUUUUUAAUAACAGUACGGUUAAAUCUUAGUUGAUAAUUUUGCAACUUUUACUCUUGGUGAGACUCCUUCUAAACAAAAAAAAAACAGAAGAAGAAAGUGAGUGUGAAGAAAACAAAAGAACGUGUGGCGAAGAACACUUGUGUGCAGAUUUUUUUUUGUGGUGGACACUCACAGAAAAAGAAGUAAAUCCGUUUUAUACGAGGCACGAACUCUAUAGGAAAUAUUUAACAAAUCCAAAAGUCUAAAGUGGAAAAACAAAAGAGAAAUUUAAAAUUCUGAAAUAUAAGAAUACAAAUAAAACCAUUCUGUGAUAAAGUUUAAAAAGUAAACAAGUAAACAAAAGUAAGCUACGUUUAUUGAUGCAAAUGUUAGUCUAAGCUAAACAGUAAGUGAAAACCCCUCCCCUUCAAAGGGUGCCACACGAAAUAAUAACAUUAAGAAUAAAAACGAAGGGACACGACAAAAAGAAACAGGUGAACAGUGAAGAAAGAAGGUAACAACACUUCCUACCGCUAUCGGGCGUGGACGGAACGAAAAAGACUAAGUGAACUAGCGAAGAAAACAAAACCGUAACCGGAUAGUGAUUCCUUUUACAUAUAGAAAUUAUUUGCCGAUAAGCAACCCAUUAGCUUUUAUUUAUCGAAUUUCCUCUUGUUUUUUACUGUUUAAGUUGAGUUUUAAGUUUGUUCUGUCGGAUAAGAAAAAAAUCUAAUUUACUAAAAAAGCGUGUUGAUUUCUCAAUACAAGGAGAAGGAAAAUAACAUUCUUCAAAGAAGAACUUUAAAUAUGAUAUAUGAAAACCAUUAACAAGCGAAAUUCAACUAGUUAAUCGGUACGACAACCAACGGACAACAAAUCUUUAGUGUGCUUUUCGUGGUAAUUAUUAUUGUUGUUAUAAAGGAAAUUAAAAUACGGAGUGCAUAAACGAUCAAAUCCUAGUUAUAUCGGAAGCAGUACCGACAAAGUGCGAGCAGAAGAAAGUGGUGAACAUUGUGCGCCUGUUAUUCGUUGGUCGAAGGAAUUAAACAACACAUUUGAAAGUAUAAGGAUUAAAACAUUAUAAAAAUACGAUAAGGCUGAUUUGUGAAUAUAGAAACCAAAUUCAACUAAAUAUUAAUAAUUAGUGGAAAAAAGCAAAUAGACAAAAACAACAAUUUUUCUUCGUAAUAAGCAAAUAGGGCGCCAUCCUACUGAUCAACAACUUUAUUACUCGUGACGUAGGCAUUGGACAACUAUUGAACAUUGUGGUGUGUUUCAACUGAACUCAACAGCAAACGGAAAAUUAUCAUAGCCAUACAUACCGAUUUUGAAUCGUUAGCUAUCGGUUGAAUUACUACAGUAAAUCGACGUGCAAAGAACAGUGAUUAUAGUGGCACAAUUACGAACAAGCAACAAACAUAUUUGACUCCGGAAUCUACUGAGACUUUAGCGUGCCGAGGCUCGGAAGAAAAUUGGAAGAAGUUUAGUUCUGGUGAAGAAAGAUAAGAACAUACGUAGCUGAAAGGAGUUGCUUCGUGCGAUUGAGAUCGAAAGAGCGAAAAGGAGCAAACAAUCAACGAGUACGGUUUGAGGUUAGCAAGCGAACAACAAACAGCCAAAGUGGACGCGCUGUCGCGCUCACGACGAGUGCCGGGGCCAAUUCCUGAGACGCUGUUGAACAUGGGGAGCCAAACGAAACCAUUUCGAUCCGGCGACGCUCCGUUCCUGGAUUACGUUGACUACGGCCAACGGGACAUGUUCUUCAGCGGUCAAGGCAAUCCCCCGUCAGCCUCGCGAACACCGAUGACUCCGUCGAACUCGUUCCCGCCCAUCGGUACCUUCACGCUGGAAUCGGCAACCAUGUCUACGGCUUCGGCACCACCGAAUCAAAAUUCGGUCUUUGGCGGUGGAGAUUCGAUGAGCGUGCUUGGUAAUUCGGGAAAUACCGGCACAAUUGGCGUUUUCAGCUCUAAUCCCAUGAUGAACAUGUCCAGCAACGCGGGAAACAAUAGCGGCACCGGUGGGAAUUCGAGCAACACUUAUGGAAGUGGCCCCCAGAAUAAUAAUGGUUCCGAUGCAAACCAGGGCACUCGAGAGACCGGCAUCAUAGAGAAGCUAUUGCACUCGUACGGGUUCAUUCAAUGCUGCGAGCGCCAGGCUAGGCUCUUCUUCCACUUUUCUCAGUUCGGUGGUACUAUCGAACAUCUCAAGAUCGGCGAUCCGGUUGAAUUCGAGAUGACGUACGAUAGGCGCACCGGGAAACCCAUCGCCAGUCAAGUGACUAAGAUUGCUCCGGAAGUUGUUCUGUCGGAGGAACGUGUUACCGGAACUGUUACCACCGAACUGAAGACCGAACUGUCGAAUGCAUCCUCGAGCGACACAACGACCGGACGGAUCAGCUACGAGAAUCGGGGCGAAUGCUUUUUCCUACCUUAUACCAAAGAUGAUGUGGAAGGGAAUGUGACACUGAGGGCUGGCGAUAAGGUCAGCUUUCAGAUCGCCACUAAUCAACGCGGCAACUUGGGCGCAUGCCAUAUACGGUUGGAGAACCCGGCUCAUCCAGUCAAGUAUCGCGGGGUGGUUUGCUCUAUGAAGGACACUUUUGGAUUCAUCGAGCGUGCGGAUGUGGUAAAGGAGAUCUUUUUCCACUUCUCCGAGACGGACAACACCAUCGAAUUAAGACCGGGCGAUGAUGUUGAGUUUAUCAUACAAACCCGGAAUCAGGGCAAAGAGGUCGCAUGCAACAUUGCCCGUCUCCCGCCGGGCUCAGUUAUAUUCGAGGAUGUCGAUUCCACCAUCUACAAGGGCCAGGUGCUAAAAUCGCUAGAUCGCAAUAACCAACUACGGCAACAGAACAACGAUCCGCUACCCGGACGAAUUAGAUAUAGAGCUGCCGAUCAUUCGGAAGUAGAAGUGCCAUUCGGGGAUAAGGACCAGAAGGGUGACUUUACUCUACGCCAUGGCGAUUGGGUACAGUUUCUGCUGGCAACCGAUCGCCGUGAUCAACUGCAGCGGGCGACGUCGAUUUCGCUCCUAGACGAAACGUUCCAGGUAUCCGGGGAAAAGCGCGAACAGGGUGUCGUAGCUUCACUCAAGGAAGGUUUUGGCUUUUUGCGCUGCGUUGAGCGUAAUCCAAGACUGUUUUUCCACUUCACUGAGGUUUUGGAUACGAGCCGCGAAAUUUGUGUUGAUGACGAAGUAGAAUUCACCGUUAUUCAGGAUCCGGGAUCUAGCUUUGCCAAUACUCGCCAGAGUGCGAUUCGCAUCAAGCAUCUGCCAACGGGAACGGUCAAGUUUGAAAACUUGAUCGAGAGCAACGUUGAAGGUAUUGUUUCGCGUGAAGCUCCCAAAAGUCCGACUAAAUCGCAGGAUCGUACAGAGGGUGGUGUCAUUUCCUACGGCCAAGGCCCUAACAAAAAGACUAUAAUGUAUUUCUUGAAAGAUUGUGAUAAAGCACCGCGUGUGGGUGAUAAAGUUAGAUUCAAUAUCUGUCAAGUAAAACGUAACAAGGAGUUGAUUGCUACUAACAUUCAAGAAAUCACUAACAACCCUCAUCAACUGCAACAACAAACGUCAUUAAAUGCAGGAGUUGAUCAGCAGCAGCUCCUUCAACAGCAACAGUCUCAACAGAUGCAACUCGCUUCACUACAAACUCUUCAGCAGGCACCACAUUCACCUAGCGCUGGUAUGAACAACGGUAACCGCACUUUGAAUAACAGCUCCAGUAUGUUGAAAGCUAACUACGCAAAUGGGAAUAUCAAAACCGGGAAGAUUCAACAUGGUUUCAUCGCUGUGUUAAAGGAAAACUUCGGUUUCAUCGAAACCAUCGAGCACGAUCAGGAAGUAUUCUUCCACUUUAGUAACUUUAUAGGCAACACUAGCGCCUUGGAACUGGGCCAUGAAGUCGAGUAUUCUUUGUCCACCCGUAGUGCGGUCAAUGCAGGCAACUGCAUUCCGGCCGAGAAUGUUAAAAUCAUCUCUAAAGGUAGCAUCCCCCAGUCGAAGGUUCUGCCAGCGCUGUACAACGGAAUCGUUUUGCGUCCAUUGAGGUGCAUUAAUCCAGAUCAGCUGGAAUAUUGUGGGCUGGUGCAGGUACGCAACGAAACUGGUGAUGCCCUAUCGACCCACGAGUUUGGCAUUACCAGCCUGAAGAACAAGCGGGACUUGUUGCAAAAGGAUGAUGUCGUGACAUUUAAGAUUGACGAACAGAACCGUGCCGUUGAGGUUACAUCGAUCCGCACCAAGAAGCAGGCCAAGGUUGACUCCGUCAAGGGUUUAUUUGGCUUUCUGGACUUUGAGGUGGAGGAAGGCAAGAAAUUGUUCUUCCAUAUGUCAGAGGUGCAAGGGGGUGGUAGCUUGUAUCCUGGCGAUUCUGUGGAAUUCUCCAUUGUCACUAAUCAGCGCAACGGCAAAACAUCCGCUUGUAAUAUGAUCAAGGUGGCGGACAUGAACGGAAUGAGGGCCGAAAGACUACUGUCGCGCAUCAAAAUUAAUUCAGUUGACGAUAGCGGACCACGUUUGACGGUGAUUCGUGCACCGAAAGGACCAGAUGGUACAAAAGGCUUCCAUAUUUCAGUCAGAGCUCCACGUUUAGUUGGAAUUUGCUUGGAAUAAACACUUUACACUAUUAUUAAAGGAUAAUAACGCUAUAUUUUGUUUUAUUUUUCUAAUGAUUUAUUAUUUAAAUUAUUUAAACAAAUCUUUUUAUCGCUACUAUAUUAUUGUAAACCGUAAGCGCUGAGUAAUUAUUAUUUAUAAAGAUGAAACUACACAAAAACAAAAACAGCAAGUGAAACAGAACUUGUUUGCGCCGUAUAUAUAAAUAUGUAUUCAAGUAAAACCAAUGUGAAAAUAGUGAACAGAGCAACACAAUAAAUAACGCAUUCAAAUAAGCAACAAAACUAAUUUGCACAUAAACAGUCGGGAGGACAAAGAAUAGUUAAAACAUAGGCAGAUUUGUAUUUGCUGCGGGAAUGUAAGGAAGAGAAAAUAUGUAUUAUAAUAAUGCGGAAAUCGUGAAAAAAAAAUAUAUAUACUUGUUUCACAAUGGUGUUAACUUUUUUCUGCUUUUUCCGCCGCUUUAACUCAAUUGUGAAACAAAGUAAAAACAAGGCAAAAUUAUAUAUCUUAAACUGUGAAUGAAAGCAACAUAAGAAAACGAAACAUUGAGCACUAUCCAAACAAACCAAGUUUUCGUGACGUCAACGAGCAAUUUUUGUUAUCAAAAUUGUUUCUAAAACAUCCAUACUUUUAGCUCUGAGACCGAUGAUGAAACAUACGAAAUGAGAAUGUUCUUUUUUGUUGUAUGAUUGUUUUUACACACUCGUGUUGUCAUAUUUUGUUCGUUGAUUCAGCUGUAUCAGUUAGUGUUUAGUUCCCUACAUGCGAGUAGUAAGCAAAGCAAGUAAAAUUUACGCGCGAAACAAGAAAACGGUUAAAAUACAUCAAAAUAGAGUAAUAUGAUAUCGCAAACAACCAUUUACACAUGAAUCUAAUUCAUCAUUCUGUGAAUCGCUAUUUGUAAAAUGAAAAAAAAAAAACAAGUAAAGAAUACCAAAACCUAUUUCUUUGAAAUCGGGAAUCUUCAGACUGUUAUCGCCCACGUUUCAAUGUGUCUCCUGUCUUUAGAAUUUACUCCCUCAAAUAUAAAGCAAACAUUUUUUGCUUACCUACACCGAUAGCCUCUCUGAGAAUGAAAUAUUUACUAUGUUUUUGUUGUUUUUUUUAUUGGUCUACUCUUUGUGUACGUUUCAUAGUAUGGCACUAGCUAGAUUCCUAGAGAAGUCAGUGCAUUAAUCGCGGUGGUUUUUAUUCUAAAAAUGCUAGACAAACAGCAGGUUUUCAAGAAAAACCACGCCAUUUAACGAACCCCUAUCCAAAGGAACCUCGCCUGAGAAAGAAUCACAUUCUACUAAGCUAGGCAAAACGCAACACACAUAUACAAGAAUAUUUAUCGCUUGAAACGUAAACGUACUAUUAUAAGUGUGAAUAAAGUGAAACUAAUUUAGGGAUACAAUUGACAACAAGAAAGAAAUGUGGAAUAAUAAGCAACUGAAACUGUGGAGGAGAAUCACGAAUAAACAAGAUUGAAGCCAAUAGGAAGGGAGGCUAUCGUUAUCAAGUAUAAGCGUCUUGAUAAACUCCCUGUUUUUUU